This is a messenger RNA of Ilyonectria robusta, 2034 nucleotides long. RefSeq names its product pyridoxal phosphate-dependent transferase. Gene Ontology annotation, molecular function: glutamate decarboxylase activity; pyridoxal phosphate binding. Gene Ontology annotation, biological process: L-glutamate catabolic process. The transcript is spliced from 5 exons. The record is from RefSeq and is a predicted model, not a curated record. Lineage: Eukaryota; Fungi; Ascomycota; Sordariomycetes; Hypocreales; Nectriaceae. Bases 148 to 1905 code for a protein of 585 amino acids. Gene Ontology annotation, cellular component: cytosol.
CAUCCGGCACACGGCACGCUAACUCUGCCAACUCUGCCGCCACUCCCGUUGCUCCCGCCUCGCUGUCCCUCUGCUAGUAGCUAAGCUGCUGGGCCCUAUUUUAUCGUCGCCAUCACCGCGUCAUUACCCCUCCUUCCUCCCUUCGCCAUGAAUUCAGUAGAAGUAGCAGAACCCACCGAGGUUCCUGAACCCAUUCCCAUCAUUGAGACUUCUGACGACGACAACAACACCAACACCAACACUGCUCCCACUCCCGUUCUCGCUUCCAACGGCUUCACCAACGGACACUCCCAUACCAACGGACACCACGCCCACGGCCACGCUACUCCAUCGUACAUCGACAGCAUGGCUCACCUCUCCGUCAUCCGCGACGACUCCGACGCCGCCUCGGUCCGCUCCAACAGCUCGCGCGCCUCGCGAAGACCUCAGAUGCAGCUCUCCAACUACCAGGAUGAGUUCACCACCAGCGUCUACGGCUCCCGCUUCGCCGGCAUGGACCUUCCCCGCCACCACAUGCCCGAGUGCGAGAUGCCCCGCGACAUCGCCUAUCGCAUGAUCAAGGACGAUCUGAGUCUCGACAACAACCCCAUGCUCAACUUGGCUUCCUUCGUCACCACCUACAUGGAAGAUGAGGCUGAGAAGCUCAUGGCCGAGUCCUUCUCCAAGAACUUCAUCGACUACGAGGAGUACCCUCAGUCCGCUGAUAUUCAGAACCGAUGUGUCAACAUGAUCGGCGAUCUCUUCCACGCUCCCGUCGGUACCGCCGUCGGCACCUCCACCGUUGGCUCCUCAGAGGCCAUCAUGCUCGCCGUCCUGGCCAUGAAGAAGCGCUGGAAGAAGCGCCAGGCCGCAGCCGGCAAGAGCACUGAGAACCCCAACAUUGUCAUGUCUUCUGCUGUCCAGGUCUGCUGGGAGAAGGCUACCCGCUACUUCGAGAUUGACGAGAAGCUCGUCUACUGCACCAUGGACCGCUACGUCAUAGACCCCGAUGAGGCCGUCGACCUGUGCGACGAGAACACCAUCGGUAUCUGCACUAUCCUCGGCACCACCUACACUGGCGAGUACGAGGAUGUCAAGGCCAUCAACGACCUCCUGGUUGAGCGGAAUAUCGAUGUCCCCAUCCACGUCGAUGCCGCCAGCGGUGGCUUCGUCGCUCCCUUCGUCGUCCCCGACCUUGAGUGGGACUUCCGAUGUGAAAAGGUUGUCUCCAUUAACGUCUCCGGUCACAAGUACGGUCUCGUCUACCCUGGUGUCGGCUGGGCUCUCUGGAGAGACCCCGAGUACCUCCCCCAGGAGCUGGUCUUCAACAUCAACUACCUAGGUGCUGACCAGUCCUCCUUCACCCUCAACUUCUCCAAGGGUGCCUCUCAGGUCAUCGGCCAGUACUACCAGCUGAUCCGUCUCGGAAAGCACGGUUACCGCGCCAUCAUGAGCAACCUGACCCGAACGGCCGACUACCUGACUGAGACACUCGAGAAGAAGGGCUUCGUCAUCAUGUCAGAACGUUCCGGCGCUGGACUGCCCCUCGUGGCUUUCCGCUUCCGCACUCCCCAGGAGGGUGGCGACGAGGACCGUCACUACGACGAGUUCGCCCUCGCCCACCACCUCCGCUCGCGUGGUUGGGUCGUUCCCGCCUAUACCAUGGCCCCCAACUCCAACGUCAAGAUGCUGCGCGUCGUCGUGCGAGAAGACUUCACCAAGACUCGCUGCGACUCUCUCAUCAGCGACGUCACUCUCUGCCUCGGCCUCCUCGACGAGACUGACCGGGAAAGCAUCAAGAAGCGAGAAGAGUACAUCAAGAAGCACAUCACAACUUCGGGCAAGGGCAAGCACGCUCAUCCCUCAUACGCGAACGAGACACAUUCUCUUCAGGGAAAGACAGGCAAGACCCAUGCUAUCUGCUAAAGGAAUAGAUGGAUUGAUCACUCACUGGGAUUGGCGUCACACGGUGUGUUUUGGGAAUGUUUGGAGUCUUGUUCAUACAGGCCCUUGAUGACUUGAUUUUUGGAUAAGACUGCAAAUGCAUGGCGUCUU